AUGGAAUAACCACCUGAAUACAUAUUUGCAUCAAUAGAUAACUGUUUUGAUAAUUCAAUCGUCUUUUACUUUCGUAUUCUUAGAUGGGACUUUAUACUAAUGGUUAUCUUCGCCAUACUUCACUUACCAUAAUUAAUAUUCUGCAUUACAGAAAAUAGCAUAUUCAAUUAAUUUCAGUUAUAAUUAGAAACAUUUACAGUACCUAAUAUUGAUAUUUCAAAUGAAACUGCAUUUCUAAUUGGAGUCUUAGGAGAUGCAAUUGGAACACUUCUUUACUUUUUGUCAUUAAUAUAUUUACGAUAGAAAUAAAUGGAUUUCCAUCAGCUACAAUUGAUCCAGAAGAUUUACGUUCCAUUCUUUAAUCUAAUACACAUGAAAUAUAUUUAGUUCGUAAUUUCUAGGGUACUCUUAGCAUUAUGAAGAACAAAGCAUUCAAAGAGAGAUAGAUCAGAUUAGAAAAGAAAAAGUUAGAAGUAUUUUCUAAGAGAUUAUCAUAAGCAGAUAUGUACGUAAGACAAGAUUUCAUCAGAGUUUGACUGAUGAAUUAAAAGAUAUUACAAAAGAAUUGUCAUAGAAAUUCAAUAUCUUCUUAGCUUCAGAUGACUUAGAAUCAAUAAAGGCUUUCGUUGUUUUUAAGAGUAAAGUUGAUCGUGAUCUAUUUUAUGAGAAAUAUAAUUAAGAUUGUUUAGUAAGAAAUGGCGGAUUAUUAAGAAAGAAACAAUGUUUAAGUAAUUCUUAUGCAUUUGGUCGUAGCAAUAAUAUUAUUAGCACCAUUGAUAGUAUUUGAAAAUAUGGCUUUGAAGAAUGCAAGAAACAAUACAGUCAAAUGUACUGAAUACUGUUUAGAUAAUGAUUUUACAAGAACUGCUUAUUAUAUAAUAACAGGAUUUUGGAUAUUUAUUGCAGAUAUAUUAGGAUGGAUCUUUUUGGAAUUAAUCAUUAAUAAAGAAAAAUAAAUUUAUUUAGUUUAAGAAUAAAAAGUUAUUUUAAUUAGAAUUAUAGUCUAUUUGAUAUGUUAUACAUUAUUGGUACCAAUAUUAAUUCAUGGGAAACAAUUGGAAAUAUUGUAUUAGUCAUUUAAAGUUAUACAUCAAUAGAAAAAUGAUUAAUUUUUAGAAAAUGGAUUAUUAAUCAUGGAUUGA
Paramecium primaurelia is the source of this 1142-nucleotide messenger RNA. Lineage: Eukaryota; Ciliophora; Oligohymenophorea; Peniculida; Parameciidae. The record is from the annotation of a GenBank genome assembly.